CCAGGAGUCUCCAAAGUCUGCAAAAAGCACUGCAAAGCCUGGCAGUGGCAGUAGCGGAAAGGAUGGUGGGGCAGAGAAUUCAGAAGAGUGCUUUCCUGUCUCUGGACUGCUCUGCUGCAGAAUGGAAGAGAACUCUUUGCUUGAUAAGAAGAAAUGUAUACCAGUUUGAAUGCAAUUUUCCUGCUCUUCAGGAAGCACAGAAAGGCCCAGCAGCCACAGCAGCCACCGCAGCAGCAGCAGCAGCAGCAACAGACAACUUCGAAUAAGCGCCCCAGUAACAGCGCCCCCCCACCGACCCAGUUGAAUAAGAUUAAGUACUCGGGGGGACCCCAGAUUGUGAAGAAGGAGCGCCGACACAGCUCCUCUCGCUUCAAUCUGAGCAAAAACCGGGAAUUGCAAAAGCUUCCAGCCCUUAAAGAUGCUCCUCCACAUGAACGAGAAGAGCUUUUCAUCCAGAAGCUGCGGCAAUGCUGUGUGCUUUUUGACUUCAUCUCCGACCCCCUCAGUGACCUGAAGUUCAAGGAGGUGAAGCGAGCCGGUCUGAAUGAGAUGGUGGAGUACAUCACGCACAACCGUGAUGUCGUCACUGAAGCCAUCUAUCCAGAAGCUGUCGUCAUGUUUUCAGUGAACCUCUUCCGAACGCUCCCGCCAUCGUCCAAUCCCACAGGCGCGGAGUUUGACCCUGAGGAAGAUGAGCCUACGUUAGAGGCUGCCUGGCCACACCUUCAGCUGGUGUACGAGUUCUUCCUCCGCUUCUUGGAAUCGCCUGACUUCCAACCAAAUGUAGCCAAGAAAUACAUUGACCAGAAGUUUGUACUAUCUCUGCUGGAUCUCUUCGACAGUGAAGACCCCAGAGAGCGAGACUUCCUAAAGACCAUUUUGCACAGGAUUUAUGGCAAGUUCCUGGGUCUGCGAGCAUAUGUGAGACGGCAGAUCAACAAUAUAUUUUACAGGUUUAUCUAUGAAACAGAGCACCACAAUGGGAUUGCAGAGCUGCUGGAGAUCCUGGGAAGCAUAAUCAAUGGGUUUGCUUUGCCUCUGAAGGAAGAGCACAAGAUGUUCCUUAUCAGGGUCUUGUUACCUCUGCACAAGGUGAAGUCUCUAAGUGUCUACCACCCACAGUUAGCCUACUGUGUUGUGCAGUUCUUGGAGAAAGACAGCAGCUUGACAGAGCCGGUGAUUGUGGGCUUGCUGAAGUUCUGGCCGAAGACGCACAGUCCCAAGGAGGUGAUGUUUUUGAAUGAGCUGGAGGAGAUCCUGGAUGUGAUUGAGCCCUCCGAGUUUGUGAAAGUCAUGGAGCCCUUGUUCAGGCAGUUGGCCAAGUGCGUCUCCAGUCCACACUUCCAGGUGGCAGAGCGAGCACUGUACUAUUGGAACAACGAAUAUAUCAUGAGCCUGAUCAGUGAUAACGCAGCCAAAAUUCUGCCGAUCAUGUUUCCAGCGCUCUACAAGAACUCCAAGAGUCAUUGGAACAAGACAAUCCAUGGGCUGAUCUACAAUGCACUGAAGCUGUUCAUGGAGAUGAACCAAAAGCUUUUUGAUGACUGCACACAGCAAUACAAGGCAGAGAAGCAGAAGGGAAGGUUCAGGAUGAAGGAACGAGAAGAGAUGUGGCAGAAGAUAGAGGAGCUGGCCCGUCUGAACCCCCAGUACCCCAUGUAUUAUGCACCUCCACCACUGCCUCCUGUCUGCUGCAUGGAAACAGAGACCCCAACUGCGGAGGACAUCCAGCUACUGAAGAAAACAGUGGAGACAGAGGCUGUGCAGAUGCUGAAAGACAUAAAGAAGGAGAAGGUUUUGCUGCGCCGGAAAUCGGAGCUUCCUCAGGACGUCUACACUAUAAAAGCCCUGGAGGCCCACAAGAGAGCAGAAGAGUUCCUCACCUCAAGCCAGGAGGCUCUCUGACGGGCUAGGAGCUGGCAUGGGAAGCUCUGCCCCGUCCCUUCCCCCCAGGGGUCACAGAAAUGCACUCGGUUCUCAUGUCUAACAAAGGAAUGAACAUGGUGAGCUGUGCCUGUCCUCCACUCCAUCCACAUCCCCCCUGAGUAGAUCUGGUUUUAUGUUGUCCCCUUUAUCUCACCACUGCCAUGUCCUCCUGCUUUUCCUCCUCCCUCCUGCUUCUCCACCUUCAGUGUGUGUCCAUGAAGGGAGCCUGCCUGGACUGUGAUUGCAUUAGCCCAAGUAGGAGUCGCUUCAUUUCCAGCCCUGCCUGGUUCUUGCUCUGCCCAGGGACCAGAGCCUUACUGCCCUGCACUGAAGAGCUGCUCCCCUACCUCUGCUGGCAGGAGGCUGAUCUCACACAGGCUGGUGGGAGCUGCUCUGGGCUCCCUCUGUAAUCGGCAGGGAGAACUGGGCCCCUCUGCAGCUCAUCUCUGAGGGGUGCCUGAGCUAGGCAGAACCACGAUGCAAUUCAUCUCACUGACUGCAAAGAGCCUGGCUGCCCAGCUCAGCCUGCCGGAGGUGGGUGGCAUGUACCCUGUCCCUGCUGCCUGGCCCGGGCGUGCUGGCCAGAAACAGCUGCGUGCGGCUCAGUGCGCUGCCGCAAGCCCCGUGUGCGUCUCUGCCAUGCCUUCCCCAGUGCUGCCGGUACAGCCAAGCCCUGUGGCGAUCGGAGGUCAGGCUGGGCUCUGGGCAGGAGCGUGAAGCAGAAUGAGUUCGUGGGGGCUCUGCUGUCUCACUGCCCUGCCCUGCCCUGCCUUGGGGUGGUGGUCUGCAGCUGGAGAGCCUCGCCUACAGCGGAGAUGUUCACUUCCACCCUUCUUUUGCCUCCAGCCCCCUGUUCUGUUCCCCUGUCUGUGGAGUGGGCGUUCAGUGCUUUGCCACCCCUGAGGAAACUGGGUGUAAGCACUACAUACUAUUGCUUCCCUCCCCUUAUAGCAUCCUUAGAAGCUCUCUUGUGGGAAAACGAAUUCCUUCAGCUGUUUGUGUUGCUCCUUGCUGAGUUGUUUCCACCCCAGCAUCUUGGGUAGUCAUAGGCCCAGAAUUAACUUGACUUUUGCUUCCUUCCUCUACCUGCUCAAUUCAAAUACUCCUGCAGACCUCCCUUCGUCACUGUGUCCCAUCCAAGCCUUAGCUCUGCAGUGGCUGGAGUUUCUAGGAAGCUUGUGCUGCUAAAGUCGUUCCUGCAAGUUAGUGGAAGUAAUGGAUACGCAUUAUGGGGCCAGGCCGAGUUUGUGAGUGUUCAGUCGUCUCUUCUUUAUGAUCAGUGGCUAGCUGCUACUAGUGAAUUGCUUCUGCAGGUGCCCUGAGCAAAAUUUGCCUUGCCCUGUUACUUUGGCACCUGCUGUGGCCUAAGGCCCUUGUUAGUUAUCACAUGGCACACUGGGGACUUUGCUGUGGUCAUUUAGCCUUUAGAAUGUACUUGCCGAUAGCCCAAGGACUAGUGCAGCACUUGGGCGCUACUGUGAUCCAGCUUUCAAGCUUUGUCCCCCACCUUUUGUGGUGCAGAUUUCAGCCCCAGGCCGAGGUGCCACCUCAGAGAGGCUGGCUUGCAAGAGAGAGAAGGAGGUCUUCCUUGCUUCUUACCUGCUGUGCUUGCUUUCUUGACGUGUAAGCUUGAGGGGGUUUGCAGCAGCGUAGGGAGCUUUUGGGGCCGACGCUAGUCUGACCACUGCUUUGCAGCGUUGUGGGAUGUUGUAGAAGGUCCUGGUGUAUCUUCUCGUCCUCACCAGCAAAUGGCUUCCCAGGUCAUAGAUUCUUCCCCUGUGAUCUUGCCGCUGGUGUGCAGUGUAUCUUUUCCUUUCUUCAGCCCUGUUGCUCUUGCA
Messenger RNA from Struthio camelus australis, 3764 nucleotides. The record is from RefSeq and is a predicted model, not a curated record. Lineage: Eukaryota; Metazoa; Chordata; Aves; Struthioniformes; Struthionidae.